Molecule: messenger RNA, 1782 nt
Organism: Brassica napus (rape)
Lineage: Eukaryota; Viridiplantae; Streptophyta; Magnoliopsida; Brassicales; Brassicaceae
Exons: 4
Coding region: 1-1782 (593 amino acids)
Source: RefSeq, a predicted model, not a curated record
AUGCAACCAAUGCAACCCCUUGAGUUCUACUUCAAAAGAAGUGAGUUCCCCAAGAGUUCCAAGAUACAAACUAAGUGCUUUGUGACCAAGACAGUAAAGCUCGUCAAGGGUAAGCCUGAGGCUGAAUGGUUCACAAGCCAUCCUCAGUUUCGACAUUUCUUCCACAUGCCAGACGAAGAUAACCUGAAGCUCCAGGGGAUGUGGAUGUUACUCCUGCGCACCAUCUGUACUCCAGAAGAUGGUGUUGCAUGGUUUGCGGUUAAUGGUGUACCCAUCCGCUAUUCUAUGAGGGAGCAUGCCCUCAUCUCUGGCUUAGACUGCGGUGAUUAUCCACCAAACUACGAGAAGUUGGAGGGUUAUAAGUUUGUGGAUUAUUACUUCCAUGACAGAAAGAAGAUCACCAUCAGCGAUGUGAAGCAGAAGAUGUUGUCUAUGCCACCGUGUUUAGAUAGAUUGAAGAUGACUGGUCGUCUAACAUUUGAGGAUCCAAUAAAGGAGAUUAAGCACGUGAUGAACAAUCUGAAGGGUGAAGUGAAAGAGGCAUGCGCCUUUCCUGGAUUCAUAAUCCCUUUAGAGGUUCUAGCUUUUGAGUGUAUUCCGGAUUUGGGGAAAGCGUUUAGAAUCUAUUCAGAUGACGCUAGUAAAGAUUGUCCAAGGAUGUGCAAGACCCGGUUUACAAAGUCCAGUCUAAAGGGUUAUCCUUUGGAAGACAUAUAUGCUGCGGUUGGAGACACAAAGGUUAUCAACAGUAUGUUAGUUCCAACUAUUGGUGAGCAAAUUAUGCUGGCUCGUAUCAUUGAUGAGGAGCGAGAGUAUGACCGUCAGAGCAGCCCAAGUGAUACUUGGAACUAUUGGUUAAAUGUGAAGCAAAAGAAUAUUUGGUGGAAAAGGCUAUAUGAGUUAGAUCAAGCUGCACGAGGAGUGUUGCCAAAAAAUAAAGACAAAGAAAAGGUGACGUUUGCAGAAGGAUCAUCCUUUAAUUCUGGUUUAGAUUCGAGGUUGCAAGGUCUGGAAGAGAGGAUUUUGGAGUUCAUGGGAGAAGGAUUUGUUGGAUUUCACGUAACGGUGGAGACAAAGCUAGAGGCUCUAGGCUCAAGGAUGAGUCAUAUUGAAAAGAACCAGCGGAUUUUGAGAAGAAGGGCUAAGAAAAUGGAAGAUAGGCUAACUUCUAUUGAGAGUAAGGUGGAGCCGAGUCAUGGUGAAGACAUGGAUUUUCGACAGUGGGACUAUGGUACAUAUGAAGAGAAGGAGAAAGCUAAUUCUGAGAAGGACAAAGCUAAUGCUGAGCAAGAGGCUGGGAAAGAGAACGAUAACAUCGAGAAUACUGAGCAAGAGGCUGAGAGAAAAAAUGAUGAAGAAGGGGAAGAGAAAGAGGCUGAUGACAAUGCUCAGCAAGAGGAUGAGAAAGAGAAGGAAAAUAGUGAAGCUGAUGAGCAAGACAAGGAAGACAGUGAGAGUGAGAUUGAUGAGUUGAAGCAAUUGAAGGAGAGAAGUAGAGCCCAAGCAGAUAAACCGUGGAUGGAGAGAAACAGGAUGAAGAAGAAGGUGAAGAGAAAGAGGCUGAAACCAGUGACGAAGAGAAGGAGAACAGUGAGGAUGAUGAGAAAGUUGAAGAAAAAGUGGUGGAAUCUGAGGCUGAAGGCGAAGAUGAUCAAGCAGAGGUUGAAGGGAAAGAAGAUCAAGAAGAAGAAGUUAAAGGGAAAGAGUCUGAAACCAGAGAGUAAGAAAAGGAGAAAAGUGAGACUGAUAAGGUGGAAUCUGAGGCUCGGGAGGCGGAGAUAG